Clupea harengus (Atlantic herring) is the source of this 3280-nucleotide messenger RNA. RefSeq names its product spire-type actin nucleation factor 2 (gene spire2). The record is from RefSeq and is a predicted model, not a curated record. Gene Ontology annotation, biological process: actin filament network formation; cleavage furrow formation; establishment of meiotic spindle localization. NCBI's taxonomy places the organism in Eukaryota, Metazoa, Chordata, Actinopteri, Clupeiformes, Clupeidae. Gene Ontology annotation, molecular function: actin binding; microtubule binding. Gene Ontology annotation, cellular component: cell cortex; cytoplasmic vesicle membrane.
GCACAAGACGUGAUAAUGACCAGCAAGCCAACGACUAAGGACCAUCAUUUUAGGGAUUUUAUACAUUUUUUAAUAGUGUUACAAAAUCUCUACAGGAGGAGACAUUAGGCGUAAUGGUCGGUGGCAGUUGUGAGCGAAAGGUUUUUAUUGAUCGGCUGGAUUCAAUAUGUGUGGGCCGGAUUCCUCUUGCGCGAGACAUGGGAGGAGCUGAAGGAGGACUAUCUGCUGGGAACGCAAGGUGUCAGCACAUAACAAGCAUACGUAGUCAAGGAGAACCCCCUUCCGGCAAAGACCCUUUUCCAUUACAUCACGAACCGCAUUUUAUUGAAGAAACAUAUUUUCAAACAAGUUUGUCCUUCCCCCUUGUGUUGUCACCAGUUAGUCGUGGAUGCGCCACUGUGAAAGGGGAGGGGGGACAGAUUUCCCCCAAUAGCCUCGUCUGUUUUGCUCGUCACUGAGUGACAUUCCUGCGGAUCAAAGAUCGCUUUCAUUUGCUGGUAUGGAAACUCUUGGCUGCGGCAGUUGAACGACUGUUCCAUUAGGAAACGAAAUCGAGGUAAAUGAGGAGCUGAUCAUGUCCAAGAAGCGUCUGGCAUAAAGAAUGGACUUGCUUGUGCCGCAGUCAUGGCCAGAUCCGCCAACAGAUGCACUCAGGACGGCGAUUCUAGAGUGUCAGUCCCGUCGGAACGGGCCGAGGCCCGGGACUUCGCAGAACCCCGGGAACUGUCUCUUGAAGAAGUGCUGAAAUCUUACGAGCAGCCCAUAAACGAGGAGCAAGCUUGGGCGGUGUGCUACCAGUGCUGCAGCUGGCUGAGAGUGCCGCGCCUGAACCGGGCAGAAGACAGACCAGUUUACCAGGUGAAAGAUCCAUCGUCAAUAUUCCUUCACAGAGAUGGGACCGUAUCUCUGCAUCUGGAGCUCUGGAACAGCAGCGAUGACACCGGGACGCUGUCCUACCCGCCUGUUGCUGAGUGCAAGUUGGUUCAGUCCCUGGGAGUGGCCAUCUACAAAGCCCUGGACUGGGGAUUGGAUGACAGCGAAGAGCGGGAGCUAAGCCCCCAACUGGAACAGCUCAUCGACCGCAUGGUCGGUGGGGGCGAAGGCAAUGAAGGUGGGAGUGAACCAGGGGGCAAUGGUAUAACCGAUGAAGGCUACAGUGAUCAGGAGGAAGAGGAGGAUGAGGACGGCGAGGGGGCGACUCGUGCAGUGCGCACCUUUCGUCAGGUGAUGGCGCUGUGUGCAACCAGGCUUGCAAACCGAACCCUGGCCCCUGAGCACUACCAGGCUGUGUGCAGGGCCCUGUAUGUGGAGACCCAGGAGCUGCAGACCUUCCUGACCAAGAUCAAAAAUGCCAAGGAGAUGCUGAAGAAGAUCAAGAGAGAGGAGAGCCAGGAGGACAAGAGCGCCGCGGAGCUGGACGCCCUCAAAAACACAGACUGGGCUCGGCUGUGGGUGCAGCUGAUGAAGGAUCUGAGGCAGGGGGUGAAGCUGAAGAAGGUUGAGGAGCAGCCCUUCAACCCGCUGCCCACUGAGUUCAGCCUCACGCCCUUCGAGAUGCUCAUGCAGGACAUCCGCUCGCGCAAGUACCAGCUGCGCAGAGUCAUGGUGAGCCCACACAAGCAGAGCCGUCUCUCUUUAACAGUGGCGGUGGAUGGUAGUAUUACUUCAAGGGUGAAGAGAAAUGCACAUGAACUCAUCCUGGAAUUCAUCCGCUCGAGGCCACCUCUGAAACCUGUGUCAGAGCGCAGCUUGCCCCCACCACCACAGCGGCAGAAGUCCCUCCAUGACCGGCUACUGGAGGGGAUCCGACAGGAACGCAAGCUCAAGCCUGUGGAUCCUCCCAACGCUAAGAAUCCAUUUGGCUCACUGCCCUGCCUGGUACACACCUGCUCAUGUGACCUGAAGUCCACUUCCUGCAUAGAUCUGUCUGUCACAGAGACGGGACCGCGCCCAUCCUCCCGACCCAGAGUCCUGCUCAAAGCACCAACUCUGCAGGAGAUGGAAGAGAUGAACAUCUUUGAGGAGGAAGACUCCCCAGACGGUGGGGAGAUGAGGCGCGUGGAGAGCUCCCCCACGAUGAAGCGUGACCGCUCCUUCUCGGAGCAUGACCUGGCCGAGCUGCGGGGCGAGAUCCUGCCCUCGCUGUCCGAGUCGGCGCACCUGGGUGGCCAUGUGCUGCUGAGGGGAGAGAGACCCCGUGCCAACACACUGGGAGGGGCCUGGCCAGUCCCAACUUACAGAGCCUCUUUCCCUGUUGCUGGCUGGAUGCCGUCCUCUCCGGCUCGCUGCUCCCUGAGUUCGGUGGAGGAGGCAUCAGAAGGGGUGGGGAGCGUCUCUCACUCUCGAGGGCUCAGCAAACGCCAAUGGAUGGAGGAGUUCAGUCACCCUGUGGAGAGCCUCGCAUUAACAGUGGAUGAGGUCAUUAACGUGCGGCGGGUGCUGGUGAAGGCCGAGAUGGAGAAGUUUCUGCAGAACAAAGAGCUCUACAACAAUUUGAGGAAGGGCAAGGUAUGCUGCUGCUGCCGGAUCAAGUUUCCACUCUUCUCCUGGCCAUCCACUUGUCUUCUGUGUAAAAGGUCCGUCUGCAGUUCUUGCAGUGCCAAGAUGAAGAUCCCUUCCAAAAAGAUGGCACACAUUCCAGUUUACACCGUCGGUUUUCACAGCAGCCCGAAGAGCCACCAUCGCAAGAGCGAGGUCUACAAAUCCCUGCGCUCUCUCUCUCGUCGCUCGGUGGAGGAGGAGUUCCCGCACCUGUAUGCUCACGGCUGCAGCCUGCGGGACGUGUGCGCUGAGUGCACCAAGUUUGUGGCCGACGUCAUCUCCUCCAGCCGCCGCAGUUUGGACAUCCACAACAACACCCCCAAGAGGGAGAAGGCGUCCUCCUCUUCCUCCUCCUCCUCCGCUAGCCAGCCCACGCCACCUUCACAACCACCGUCCACACCUAGGAGGAAGAUCAAAUGAACACGCCCUCCCCUGAUUCCCCUCACAGACAUACAGCGACCGCCUGUUUGACUGACUGAUGAAGGACCCCAGCUUUAAAAAAAAAACAUUAACACCUUCCAUGACAGACCUCUGACUGACUGAUUGAGUGCUGUUCUGACAAUCUAAUGAACUAUCGCACUGACUAAAGGCUUCUGCUUUGAACGGCAGUCCGUUUGACUGAUUGAUUGGUUGAAAUUGAUCAAAGAGUUGACACACCCACCCGGUGAUUGAUUGACUGAGAGACUUGUACGCAAUCGCAGUCCUGGCCGGAUUGCCCCUUUAGUGCACUGCACCCCCA